Messenger RNA from Rattus rattus (black rat), 2458 nucleotides. RefSeq names its product zinc finger protein 431-like. Gene Ontology annotation, molecular function: RNA polymerase II cis-regulatory region sequence-specific DNA binding; DNA-binding transcription factor activity. Lineage: Eukaryota; Metazoa; Chordata; Mammalia; Rodentia; Muridae. Bases 129 to 2108 code for a protein of 659 amino acids. Gene Ontology annotation, biological process: regulation of transcription by RNA polymerase II. The transcript is spliced from 4 exons. The record is from RefSeq and is a predicted model, not a curated record.
UGACUCCGUGUGUUGUGCCGUGAGCCCUGCUGCUGGGCGCUGGGACAAGCUCCGAAGUUGCGACAUGCUUCACUCGAGAAGAAUGGGCUUUGCUGGAUCCUUCACAGAAGAGUCUCUACAAAGAUGUGAUGGUGGAGACCUACAGCAACCUCACUGCUAUAGGCUAUAACUGGGAAGACCAUAAUAUUGAAGAACAUUGUCAAAGUUCUAGAAGACAUGCAAGGCAUGAAAGAAGUCCUACUGGAGAGAAACCCUGUAAAGGUAUUCAAUAUGGUGAAUCCUUUUUACACAGCAGUCUCCAAAUACAUAAAAGAGCACAUACUGGAGAGAAGCCCUAUGAAUGUAAUCAAUGUGAUAAAGCCUAUUCUCGAUACAGUUAUCUCCGAAUACAUAAAAGAACACAUACUGGAGAGAAACCCUAUGAAUGUAAGCAGUGUACUAAAGCCUUUGCAUGCCAUGGUCAGCUUCGAAGGCAUGAAAGAAUUCAUACUGGAGAGAAACCUUACAAAUGCAAUCAAUGUGAUAAAGCCUUUUCACGACACAGUCAUCUCCAAAUACAUAAAAGAACACAUACUGGAGAGAAACCCUAUGAAUGUCAUCAAUGUGGUAAAGCCUUUGUAUGUUCUAGUCAUCUCCAAAUCCAUAAAAGAACACAUACUGGAGAGAGACCCUAUGAAUGUAAUCAAUGUGGUAAAGCCUUUUUAUGUCACAGUAGUCUCCGAAUACAUAAAAGAAUACAUACUGGAGAGAAGCCCUAUGAAUGUAAUCAGUGUGGUAAAGCCUUUGCAUCUAUCAGUAGUCUUCAAUACCAUAAAAGAACACAUAGUGGAGAGAAGCCCUAUAAAUGUAAUCAAUGUGGUAAUUCCUAUUCACAACCAUGUAUUCUUAAAAGCCAUAAAAGAACACAUAGUGGACAGAAACCCUAUAAAUGUAAUCAAUGUGAUAAAGCCUUUGCAUGUCAUAGUAGUCUUCAAAGUCAUGAAAGAACACAUACUGGAGAGAAACUUUAUGAAUGUAAGCAAUGUGGUAAAGCCUUUACAUAUCAUGGCGGACUUCAAAUUCAUGAAAGAACACAUACUGGAGAGAAGCCGUAUGGAUGUAAUCAGUGUGAUAAAGCCUUUGCAUGUCACAGUAGUCUUCAAAACCAUAAAAGAACACAUACUGGAGAGAAACCCUAUCAAUGUAAUCAAUGUGGUAAAGCCUUUGCAUAUCAUAAUUAUCUUCGAAUACAUAAGAGAACACAUACAGGAGAGAAACCCUAUGAAUGUAGUCAAUGUGGUAAAGCCUUUUCAUGUCAUAGUACUCUUCAAAAUCAUAAAAGAACACAUACUGGAGAAAAACCCUAUGAAUGUAAUCAAUGUGGUAAAGCCUUUGCAUGCUUCAGUAAUCUUCAAAACCAUAAAAGAACACAUACAGGAGAGAAACCCUAUGAAUGUAAUCAAUGUGGUAAAGCCUUUGCAUGUCACAAUGCUCUUCAAAACCAUAAAAGAACACAUACUGGAGAAAAACCCUAUGAAUGUGAUCAAUGUGGUAAAUUCUAUUCAAAUCUACAUAAUCUCAGAAUACAUAAAAUAACACAUACUGGAGAGAAACCCUACGAAUGUGAUCAAUGUGGUAAAGCCUUCGCAUAUCAUGGUUAUCUUCAAAUCCAUAAAAGAACACAUACUGGGGAGAAACCCUAUGAAUGUAAUCAGUGUGGUAAAGCCUUUGCAUAUCAUAGUAAUUUCCAAAACCAUAAAAGAAGACAUACUGGAGAAAAGCCCUAUGAAUGUAAUCAAUGUGGUAAAGCCUUUGCCUGUCACAAUAGUCUUCAAAACCAUAAAAGAACACAUACUGGAGAAAAACCCUAUGAAUGUGAUCAAUGUGGUAAAGCCUUUGCAUAUCAUAAUUAUCUUCAAAUACAUAAAAAAAAGCAUACUGGAGAAAAGCCCUAUAAAUGUAAUCAGUGUAGUAAAGCCUUUGCAUGUUAUAGUACUCUUCAAAACCAUAAAAGAACGCAUACUGGAGAGAAACCCUAUGAAUGUAGUCAAUGUGGUAAAGCCUUUUCACAACCUAUUAAUCUCCAAAAGCAUAAAAGAAAGCAUACUGGAGAAACCUUGGAAAUAUAAUGAAUGUGAUAGAUCCUUUUCACAAUACCAUAGUCUCCAAAUACAUGAAAAGAAUGUGCUGGAGAGAAGAAGCCUUAUGAAUGUAAUCAGUGUGGUAAAUCCCUUUCAUGUGCAACUUCAAAGGCAGGAAAUAAUUCAUACUGUAAAGAGACCCAAAGAUAUCUCCAAAGAUAUAAAAGAACACAUACUGGAGAGAAAACCCUGUGAAUGUGAUCAAAAUGGUAAAGUCAUAUUUCAGAUCAGUACUUUCCAAAUUCAUAGACGAAUAUAUGCUGGAGAAAAACUCUGUGAAUGUUACCACUGAAGUCAAGCCUUUUCAUUACCAAGUAAUCUCCAAAUAUAUAAAAGAA